Molecule: messenger RNA, 1721 nt
Organism: Salvelinus sp. IW2-2015
Lineage: Eukaryota; Metazoa; Chordata; Actinopteri; Salmoniformes; Salmonidae
Exons: 8
Coding region: 189-1046 (285 amino acids)
Cellular component (GO): membrane
Source: RefSeq, a predicted model, not a curated record
GGAAGGUGAACCACCAGUAUCUUGCUGUAACUUUUUCAACCUUGUAGCUGUAAGCAUUUUCACUCUGACAAAGAGAAGAGGCCCAUUGAUCAUAGAGACCAGGGUGGACUUCCUUUAAAAUCCAAAACAGAGAAACAAAUAUGUAAUCCAUCAGAGAGGCAACUAUAGAGCACAAAUAUUGUCAAGCAAUGGGGAAGACCACAUUGAGAACCGUCAUUGUCUGUGUAUCCACAGUGUAUAGUGCUUUAGGUUGUGUAGUGACAGGCCCAGACCAGAAGGAGGUUCCUGUAGGCUCUAAUGUCCGACUGUCCUGCAACCUCACUCAGUGUUUGAAAAGUCUGGGACAUCACCAAAUCAGUGCGGAGUGGAACUUCAAGGGGUCAAUGGAUAUCAACCAGCACUAUCUCAUAUACCACUACCAUAACCAAACUGUCACCGUUGAACCCAGAGUGUCUCUGGUUGGGAACAUCUCUGAAGGUGACUUCUCACUCCUGCUGCUGUCAGUGACAGUCCAAUGUAGUGGCACCUACACGUGUCGCCUGUUUCCUGCACCUGGCUAUCCAGACAUCCAUGAGAGUCACACACAGGUCACAGUGGUGGAGAGAUCAGGGCAGUACAGGAGGUUCCCAGGAGAUUUCCAUAAACCUGAUGUAAACCCUCCUGAUUGGCUGUUGCCUCUCUGCUGCGUGCUUUUUUCACUGUUCCUGGUGGGCGGAGUCACAGUGGGAAUAUGGGUGUGUUGGAGGAGGAGGUCACCGCGGCAACAAAAUGACCAGUGUCACAUCCAGGUGAACGUAAUACGCGAAGAAGACACACAGGAAGCCAAUGGAAACAAGGACACAAACUGCUAUGUCACGCUCCAGAGGUUCAGGGCCCCGCCCCCUCCCACACCCUCUAGAGGAGAGGGCAUCUACGUUACCAUGCACGGCACUCCCACUGGGCCUUCAGGAGUCCAUCCCAAGCCCCAGACUCACCCCAGCAGAAAGACUCUCCCAGAGGAGUGGCUGCAGCAGGAAAUACCCACAAAGCCCCAACACUUCCCUUGAACAUCUCCAACCAACCCUCCUCAAAGACUCAGACACAGGGAACUGCUAUGUUGAGGCUAAUAGCUCGGCUAUUUCAAAUCCCCCAUUGUUCCUUUGCGACAUUGCUGAAAGAACCACUGUGUUUGAUUCAUUUCAAAGGGGGUGAAAAUCUGUUACUUUGGAAGAGAAUCCAGAUACCACCUAUAUCCAAAUUCAUCUCUGACACUACAAUCAGACUGGUUAUUGAAGUUAGGAAAAAGAAGAUUCCUAUAAUUCAGCUGUAUAAAGAUAACGUAUUACGAUUACUUAGAAGAUCCUUCCUUCUUGCUAAUGGUCCCCUGGGUGCAGAGGAGUCCUCUCGGCUCUUAAGUGUAACCCUUAAGUUAUUAAGUUAUUAUUGUUGACCGGUAGGGAUUUUAAAAACAGGAAGUGGGGAGAGAGGUAAUCGUGCACAUGGUUUCAUCCAUCAGCUGUAACUCUCUGUAGCAAUUAUCCCGGGAUCGUCCCACAGGAUAUAUACAGGACAUUCACAGAACAUUGCAUAGGACAUUCACAGACCAUGCACAGGACAAUCCAUUACAUGUGACUUUCCUGCAGAUYCUUUUUGCAAGGGUGUGAUUGGUUUUUCCUCAUUUAUGACGGGCUGUCUCGGUGGGAAGUUUUUAAGUUGUUUUUUAUUAAAAAAUCGAUCAACAA